This is a messenger RNA of Trichoderma citrinoviride, 1902 nucleotides long. RefSeq lists its product as hypothetical. NCBI's taxonomy places the organism in Eukaryota, Fungi, Ascomycota, Sordariomycetes, Hypocreales, Hypocreaceae. Bases 1 to 1902 code for a protein of 633 amino acids. The record is from RefSeq and is a predicted model, not a curated record. The transcript is spliced from 2 exons.
AUGGCGCCCAUAGCAGCAGUGGCGCCUGCUGGCAGUCAAUCAGCAACUCUUUCAGCCACCGACAGCCUCUUGAGACGCGGCAAGAGUCUACGGAGAGCAUCUACUAUGCAUCGGCCACGACACCAGCAGCAGCUUCCAACUCAACGGCACGCAGAGGAAGACGAGGAUGCCGCAACCUCUUUCCACUCCAACCUUCAGGCGCAUCGGCGACGAGGCCGUCAGAGCUACCAAGUUGCGCCGCGGCAGCAGAUGCUGCAUCUGCCAGACUCACAACGACCCGCAUCCUCCCGUAGCCACACGCGAGGCUGGGAUCACCAGAGAGCCCGGAGCCGCAGCCCUUCGUACUCCAGAAAGCUGCCGCUACCCGACAACUCGUCGCAGCAGACGCAUGCUGAGAGCUGCAGCAGCAGCAGCCUACUGCCGUCAUCCGGAAGCAUGACGAGCGAGGAAUUCGAAGCUCUACCGCCCGCAGUGCAGAGAAAAUACUUCUCGACGCUGGAGCGGCUGCGCUUUGCCCAGUCUACUUGUGCUGGCCACUCGGAUCAGUCCCAGGGCGGCUUGAGCCACUCGGCAUCGACCCUCGCAAGCGAGGAAGACGUCUGUCUACCAGGAUCGCGCUUCGAACUUGGACUCGAUAGGUCUACUUCUGGAACACACCACCAACAAUCGCGCGCUCGGCCGAAAUCAGCUUUCCUAUAUCCCAGCCAGGUCGACAACACCUACGGACGGCUAUUCGACAGCGGAGAGAGACUGUCGAGUACAUCCCAUUCACACCACAAGAGCAUCAUACUGGAUGCAACCGACGAAGCCUUUGUCAAGAUAAACAAGCGACAGUCACAGCUCCCCAAGAUAGGCAACUAUCUGCAUCAACCUGACUCUCCACAGCUCUACACAGCCAUGAGCAAGGCGCCUGACCACGGAUCUACAAGGUUUCUAACUGCCGAUUCUGGGCCGGACUCAGUCAUGGAGAGCCUGCGAUGGCUUGACGAGAGCGAUGACUUGGACCUCCGUCUUUGUCUAGAAGACCACCAAUCGAGUCCUAAACCGGGAAAGAAGAAGCGACCGGCUUUUCCUCGCCAUCUCUCUAUAUCGAAGCUUUCUUUCGGACGGCCUUCUUCUCAAAUUAGCCGUCCGGCAACCAAAACGAUGGCGUCUCCCGCACUGAGCGAGCAAUUCGUCAUGCCGUCUCUGCCCUCUCCCUCUGGCCACUUCCGUCGGAGGUCAAGGGCCCUGUCUCUGAUGUCGCCAAACAAGAGCCAAAUGCCUGAUGACGCCAGCGCCACUGACGCGGCUCCAUCUCAUUACCAAGACCCCGAAGCUCGCAUGAAGCUCCGUGUAUAUCUUGCGUCCCCGCACAAAUUUGAUGAGGCUAUUGAGUUUGGAUUCCCGUCUCUUUAUGAUGUGCAAGGGAGGGAAUCCGUUCAGCCUCGAUCGUGGUCACGCCAAGAGACGCACGACAGGACAACUCAGUCUGCUGGUGAUGAUGCUGGGUCGCUCAUCAGCGAUCCCACCUCUCCUGUCGAGACGAUUUCGCCAAGGACACCGCAGAGCCCGGAGCACCAGUCUGGAGAGCGCUCGCCACGACUGCACCACGAGGGAAGCUUCUCGAACAAGGUGGAUUAUGCCCAGGCGCCGGCUUCGUCGCGUGAGAUGACGCUGCGGAUGACGCUGACACGGCCCGAUCUCCGAGCCGACGAGGAGCAAAUGUAUGGCUGGCAGAAGCCGUCCUCAGCCAAGGCACACGCACAUGAUGGACUUGCCCAGCCGAGGACGUAUGUGAGAGCGGCCAACUCCAAGGACAGCAUCAGCAUCGAGAGGCAAUUCGCCGCUUUUGACGCAGACGAUGCUGGUGGGGAUAGCAGUGUGGUCAAGCGCAUCUGGAACCGAGUCCGCCGUUCAUGA